Neodiprion fabricii is the source of this 3330-nucleotide messenger RNA. Its product is annotated as mutS protein homolog 4-like. The coding region runs from base 21 to 3320 and encodes 1099 amino acids. Gene Ontology annotation, cellular component: nucleus. NCBI's taxonomy places the organism in Eukaryota, Metazoa, Arthropoda, Insecta, Hymenoptera, Diprionidae. The transcript has 18 exons. Gene Ontology annotation, biological process: mismatch repair; reciprocal meiotic recombination. The record is from RefSeq and is a predicted model, not a curated record. Gene Ontology annotation, molecular function: ATP binding; ATP-dependent DNA damage sensor activity; mismatched DNA binding.
UUGUCGUAUCAAACGUUGAGAUGAACGUUGUAGAUAAACGAAAAUCGGUCAAUUCAUCGAGAGGAAGAGGCGGUAGACAGAAUACUCGACUUGAUCGUGGACUUCAAAUAUUUCCGAAAUAUCAGCUUUAUGGAGCUUCACAACAACCUGUUCUACGAUCAAAUGGAUUCAAUGCUGUAAACACUAAAAUGGCUGCAUUAAAAACACCGGCCAAAAAUAAUCGUAAAUCAAGUACAUCUUCCUCGUGUGUCACUCGCAGCAGCCAGCGAAAGAUUUCGACACCUUAUAAUACCGGCGUCACUGGAAGCUCGUCAACACCUACGACAGGAGCAGGUUCACCAUUUGUUAUCGCGAUCACUGAAGGCCGUGGAGACGCCAGGGGGGAAGUGGGUAUUGCUGUGGUAAACGUGCAGCACCCACAUCUAAUUCUUUCCCAGAUCAGCGAUCGUCAUGCCUAUAUGAAAACCUUGACAAAAGUUCUCCUCUUCAAACCGAUCGAAAUUAUCAUGCCGGAUACAAUGAUUAGGAAGAGCGGGACUGGUGGAAAUCUCUACGAGUGUAUAAGGGAUAAGUUUCCUGGACUCAAUAUCGCUGCUGUUUCUCGACAGCAUUUCAGUAAUACAGACGGCUUGGAUCGCAUAAGAACAUUAUGUGCCCCCGAAUAUUCUUCCGUGGAAAUAUACGUGAAGCAGAAAUUCUAUGCCCUUGCAGCCGCUGGUGCUUUGCUAAAGUAUAUAGAGUACACGCAGAAUAUUUUAUACGUGGAGAAGUCAAUGUACGUCGAGUUUCAGAGUUCUCAAGAUACAACUGUUAUCGAUAUAGAUAUAGACAGUGCUCAGAACUUGGAACUAGUAACACAUGAUAAAAAUUUCAACAAAUACACGCUGCUGGGUAUGAUGGACAGAUGCUUGACUCCAGGAGGUAAAAGAUACCUGCGAGCCUCAAUUUUGCAGCCCUCUUGUAAUAAGCGUAUAAUCGAAGAUCGCCAAGCUUGUGUCUCUGAACUGGUUGAGGAUAAUCCGUUAAUGAUAUCUGUACAGUCUCAUAUAAGAAGAUUAUGCAACGUUGAUCAGCUCCUUGUUGUCGGUCUGAACUCACCACAGAAAGAUAAUGUAGCAAGUGCGGAAAAAUACUUAAACUAUGUACUUUCACUAAAAACUACUUUGGAAGUUAUUCCUUUGCUGCAUACAGCUCUCCGAAAUACAAAGGCGAAUUUUUUUAGAAAAGUCUUGGAGAAUCUGAAAGAUAAACGGUAUGACUUGAUGAUGGAUAAGAUUCUGGAAGUUCUGCAACCUGAUGCGCAAUAUGUGGCAGGUUUCAAUACCUCAACCAUGCAGCGCUGCUUUGCUCUGAAGAGCGGAUUAAAUGACAUGCUAGAUAUCGCUCGGCAAGCUUACUGCGAACUCAUAGAUGACAUGAAAGGAAUGGUUGAGACUCUGGCUCUGAAGUAUAAUUUACCAUUGAUAUUAGGAUGUAGCGCUUCGCUCGGAUAUCAUAUACAGAUGGAUUCCCCGAAAUAUAGACCAAUUAAAAUCACAAACCUACCACGUAUAUUUAUAGAAGUGCAAAAGCAUAAGAAUAGUUAUCUCAUGACAACGGAAGCCUUGCUAGUAUUGAGUCAACGAUGUAAAGAUGCUUGCGAAGAACUCCAUCUAAUGAGCAAUGUUAUGCUGAAAGGAGUCCUUAAUGAUAUCAGAGAACAUAUCAGUUGUCUGUAUCAGCUGAGUAAUGACAUAGCAGAGCUCGACCUCAUAGUCUCACUGGCACGUAUAAGCUCACUUUCCAACUAUACCAGGCCGUCGUUUGGCUCAAGAACCGAAUUGAAAAAUUCCAUGCAUCCGCUGAUGGAUCUCACUGGUACUGGUGUUCCGGUUCCUAAUGAUGUGAAUGUGUCACCUACACAUAAUUUUAAUGUAAUAACUGGACCUAAUAUGGGAGGGAAAUCAGUUUAUUUGAGGCAAAUUGUGAUGCUACAGAUAAUGGCACAGAUUGGAUGUUAUGUGCCAGCAGAAAUAGCUGAGUUUCGAAUAACCGAUCGAAUCUUUUGCAGACUAUGUUUUGAAGAUAGCAUCGAAUGCAAUGCAUCAAGUUUUGUUCUAGAGAUCAAGGAAACGCAGUAUAUUUUACAAACAGUAACAUCCAAUUCACUUGUGAUAAUAGACGAGCUAUGCAGAGGAACAACCGUUGAGGAAGGAGAAACGAUUGCGUUUGCUAUUUGCGAACAACUACUGAAUACAUCAGCAUUUGUGUUCUUCACUACACACUUUCUAAGUUUAACUCUCCUAGCCGAAUUAUAUCCUAAUGUCACGAACUACCAUUUUGGAACCAUGUGCCGGCCUGUGGAAGGCUCUACAGAGCAGAGACUGAUUUACACUCACAAACUAAACCCUGGAAUCAUUUUCGCAAAAAAUUAUGGGCUUUUAUUAGCUGAGACUUCUGGAAUUCGUAUCUCAAUAGUCAAACACGCACGGCUGUUGGUUCAAAAGUCAAGAGAAGGAACUAAACCCGUGAUACAAAGUCAGCAAAUUGUGAAUAUAGAAGGGAAGAUAUGCUACGACGAGGUUUCAAAAAUCCACCGCCUUAUUCAAGAUGGCGAGUUCAAUGUGAAAACAGUUCUCGAAUGUGUUAGAAGACUUGAAAAUUCUAACAUUUCCGUUUCUGAGCAAGAGAAUUCUUCAUGCAAUGACCAAAAUACAGGCUCUGCCGAGAGCUCUAUGCUUUCUAUUACAGAGAGAUAUAACAGACUUCGCCAGAAAAGACUUCUAGACACUCCGGCAUCAGAUGGCAAUUUAAUGGCCCAGAGAUCUUUCGUGGAACCAAAAGCAGGACCAAGUAAUAUUGUAAUGAAUACUAAUUCACUAGGCCCCUCGCCAAGUAAAAAGUCUCAAGUGAUUGAGAUGCCUCAUUCUGCAAUCUGCCUUACGGAAGGAAAAAUUGUGACAGAUUUUGGAAAACAAGAUUUGCGAAGACUGAGGACAUAUUCCUGGAAAGAAGAAUCAAAAUCCAUCAGACAGAUUACUUCAUUCCCAAACCCGCAAAAUAUUGAACCACCUCAUUCUCCGGCACCAACAAUAAAACUUGAUGAAGAACCGUACGAGUUCUCACCUCAAAAUUCAGACAAAAGUGAAAGUCCGUCAAUAAUAGACCUAGUAUCGCAGUUAUCAACCGAUACUAUUAUGGCGAAAAUUAGCGCGCGUAGAAAGGAGGCAGAGAUAUUUAGACAAAUCGAGGGCGAGAAUUUUCAAGAACUUCAAUUUUACAACUCGGUCCUUUCACGAACUGCCAGCUCAGUUACAAUUAAAAAUAUCAAGCAUCAGUAGAGCAUCGUGU